Messenger RNA from Thyridium curvatum, 993 nucleotides. RefSeq lists its product as uncharacterized. Bases 1 to 993 code for a protein of 330 amino acids. The transcript is spliced from 5 exons. Lineage: Eukaryota; Fungi; Ascomycota; Sordariomycetes; Thyridiales; Thyridiaceae. The record is from RefSeq and is a predicted model, not a curated record. Gene Ontology annotation, cellular component: cytosol. Gene Ontology annotation, molecular function: aldose reductase (NADPH) activity.
AUGUCCUUCGGUAAGACCGUCACUCUCAGCUCCGGCCACAAGAUCCCAACACUCGGGUAUGGUACCUGGCAGGCCAAGCCUGGCGAGGUUGGGGAUGGUGUCUACGAAGCCCUGAAGGCUGGCUAUCGCCACCUGGACCUGGCCAAGAUCUACGAGAACCAGAAGGAGGUCGCCCAGGGCUUCAAACGCGCCCUGGCUGAUAUCCCUGGCCUGAAGCGGGAGGACAUCUUCAUCACCUCGAAGCUCUGGAACCACAAGCACCGUGCUGAUGAGGUCGAGCCUGCACUGGAUGACACUCUGGCUGAGCUGGAGCUUGAUUAUCUUGAUCUCUACCUGAUUCACUGGCCAGUUACCUUUGCCAAGGGCGAACAUCUUUUCCCUCGAGUAGCAGGCAACGACAAUGAGGUUGAUAUCGACGAUAGUGUGCCUUUGACGGAGACCUGGAAGGCCAUGACCAGCUUGCCCAAGAGCAAGGUUCGCACUGUCGGAGUUUCUAACUUCACUAUCGAGCAUAUCGAACACGUCAGCAAGCAGACAGGUGUCGUUCCUGCGGUCCUUCAAAUCGAGCGCCACCCACGCAACCCGCAGCCCAAAUUGAUGGAGUACUGCGCCAAGAAAAACAUCCAUGUUACUGCCUACUCAGCGUUCGGAAACAACUCUUUCAACCUCCCGCUCUUGGUAAACGUUCCUGAGACCAAGGCCAUCGCUGAACGCCUGUCCAAGGCGCAGGGCAAGACGGUCACGCCUGCACAGGUGAUCCUGGCCUGGUCUCAGCUCGAUGGACACAGUGUCAUCCCCAAGUCAGUCACCGCAUCGCGCAUCCGGGAGAACUUCCAGGAGGUCGAGCUUGACGAGGAGGCCAUCAAGGCUGUCAACAAGCUUGGCGAGAACCCCCAGCGCUUCAACAUUCCUACAACCUACUCUCCCAAGUGGGAUAUUAACCUCUUUGACGAGGAGCAGGAGAAGUCGGCGAAGCACGUUCCAAUCCUGUGA